Molecule: messenger RNA, 7014 nt
Organism: Amoebophrya sp. A25
Lineage: Eukaryota; Dinophyceae; Syndiniales; Amoebophryaceae
Source: the annotation of a GenBank genome assembly
AUGAACACUCAGGAUGACGCCAGUACGACUGCAAGGUUCUUCCGCGUAGUAAACAUCAACUACGCACAUGAACACAAUCGCUACCCGGAUGAGAUACUUACGAAGCGAAUUAUUCACUUAGUUGUCUUGAGGGGUGCCUGGCCGUCGUGCUUCAUGAUUCUUGCGAUAGAAUGAGUGAGUCAAUGAAAGAACGAAAGAGCGCAGCCCGCUCCGCGGCGUUGUUCAGCAAGUAGCUAGUAGCGAUCUGCCCUCGGUCGGUUUGAGAUAGUGGAUGAGAGCGCGUGGACCCAGGUGGUAUGGGGUUGUAGCUUGCUCUCGUUUCGAAGAUUCUCUACCGGAGCAUUCUGCAGCCCUAGGCGCCAGAGCCCGCGGGCGCUCCGCGAUGGGCGGCUACGUCUAUGCGAGCUCGGCGCGUUCUAAACGUCCGCGCUAGCUUGGUGGCAGCAAACUAGUGAAAUAGGCAGGCUAGCUGACCCCGCUCCGCUUCCAGCCAGCUGGCUGGGGAGGCAGACAGCCGAUGGGCUGAGGGAUAAAGCCUGGCCGGCCAGUCAGGGCAUGCGAUCACUCGCCACGACCAAACUCCUAAACACGAGCGCAGCGCGGCCUAGCAAAAGGCCUCAGCUGAGAAGCCGGCAAAUGAGUAGGUUAAAAGCGGUAGCGCAGCGCCACAACUAGCUGACUAGCCUAUCCGCGUAGAUAUCCUCGCACGGCUUAGCCCAUGCAAAAAAGCGCAAACCCAAACAGGCUUGCGCUUGAAGAUAGCUAGCAGGCUGCUAGCUAGCUUCCCACCCUCGUGCUGCUGCUGCUGCCAAAAUUGGCAAACUAAAACGCCACGAGACCAAGAGAGGACUGCGCCGGCCUGGACUGCAAAAGACCGUCGCCGACACCAAACCCAAAGCGAAGUCAUGGCCUCCUUGGAUGUUUUUCCAUCUUCUUAGACAGCGCAGAGCAGCUAAGGGCGCUAUCGGUUUCGGCCCGCAGCUGCGCAGGAGCCUCUAGCCCUACCGCUGACGCCUGUGCGCUUGCUCGCGAAGCUAUGCCUAGACCUCGCGCGCGACGCACGAUUCGAGUGGCGGGCUGUGGCUGACUGCUUUUGCGCCAGCGUGUGGCCUUUGUGCAUGCUGCUGCUGCUGCUUUAUGGGUAAAGGCUUGGGACUUCUGGCGGGCUGGAUUUGUGUUCAUGGUCAUGAUCGUCCGUGUGAUGGAACGGCAUGACGCUGAGUGAGUGAGUGAGGUUUGAUGGAACGGCAUGGCGCUGAGUGGGUGAGUGAAUGAAUGGGCGACGCACCUCGCUUCUACAAUGGCAUGGCUUUCUCUUCGGCUUACCUUGGAAGAUCAUGUUGCAUCACAUUUACAUUGGAUGUUGCAUGAUGUUGCAUCUUACAUCGGCCUCUAAUAGUAGCACCCGUUUAGAGGCAGACUCUUUGUGGGAAAACGUUGACAGAGCGUCGUCGUGGACGCCUGCAGAAGAUGGCUACGCUAAGGAUAGGCUAAAGGUGUUCCUGUUGCCGUUUGUUUUGCCUCUGCUACGGGAGAAAGGCAGAACAAGAAACGGGAAACAGAAACACCAAAACGGCCCUGUCGCUAAUUACAUUUACAGGGACCGGAGGCGGAGGAGUGCUGGCGGUGGUGACUACCGGAGCAGUGCUGCGGAUGCUUUCAGUGACAGGAGUAGUGCUAGUGGUGGUGACUACAGGAGUGCUAAGGCCCCUUUAGGUAAUCCAUCUACGUCUCGAGAAGCUUCAUCCUGAGGCCUUUCUCUCGUAAGGGAAAAGCAAGGCCAGGAUGACGUGAGCAUUAUCAUUGAUUAUGAUUUAUUAUGUAUUUCCAUAAAGUAUUUAUAUGAAUAAAUUAUGAUCUUCUUCAUGCUUUCGCAGACACAUACAAUGAUGUGAUAUGGAUUACGGUGAGGAUAAGGAAGCUCUAAGUCUAAGAGUGGUGAUCUUCCGCGUUGGGAAUGGGAGUGGUGUCGUGGAGUAGAGUGCACUUUUGGCGAGGUCCGUCCAUUUCGCCCUUCGAGAGAACUCCUCUUAAGUCUUAAAGAAGAUACCCACCUUCCUACAAUAUUAAUAGAUUAGGUUCUUGUACUACCUUGUACUCACGUAGAGGGUAGUUGUCAACGUAGUUUGUCUCUCUAAUUGUGGGUGCCCCUAUUGGAAGGUAUAACGGCUCUUUCUGGGUAAAAGCGCUGAUUAAGCAAAAACAAUGCGCUCUCCGCGUGAUGGAAUAUGCGAAGCUGCAUGCAGCCGCGACGCCAUAUCUUAUGCAUGGCCUCCUGGAUGUUUUUUCUCUCAAACCAAUCUGACAUGGUCUUCUCGAUCUCGCACUCGCUGAAGAUCAUGCUUUUUUUUGCUUAAUAAGGGAUCUUGACCUCCGUGGCCAUUUAAGUAGUUGCUGAGUACUUACGAGAAAAGGGGAACCAGGAUCACUGGUUCCCUCUUUUUGUAGUUCCUCCCCCCGAAACAGCUGCUGCUUAUCUGCUGCAUCACGAUCAUGCCAGCACUUCAUCUGAAGAAAUGGGAGAAAAAUAUACAUCCUCUUUCAUUAAGGCGUCCUCUAAAAACCCUAAUCCAUCUGUAACUAUAGAGAUCCCCACUAGCACUAGCAGGGAGUGUAUGCGCCCCACUACCAGGGAGGUGGUAAGGUAUUUUUUGCGGAAUCUCUUUUGGGAUCAUGAAUUGGGGGGCGAAGCUGCUCUAAUUGUAAGUGUGAAUAUGUCAUUUUUUCGAGACCGGACUUGUUUCUUCUUAGUCCGAUUGUCUUGACGUCGGGACUUUUGCAAGACGAUGCUUGGCAUUUUGGUUCCCACGCAUUAUAUGCCCGUCACUAUUAUGAGAGGCGUGCGCGUGCUGGUACUAGUCUCAAUAUUGUAACUAGAGUUCUUCACUCCAGAGAGCUGCUUAUUCACUUCUUAGUCACUCUUAUUCACUUCUACUCAGUAACUAGUAAGAGAGCUUCUGGCACCACUAAGGGCACUUUCACUUUCUCACUCUACUUCAGCAGGAUAGUUAUAAUUGCUAAGGGCGUUUUCAUUUAUUUCACUUUUUUCACUCUCUUUCUUCUAUUAUGAAGGUUACUAUCUAGUACUUCACCUCUCUCGAUUAGCGUAGUCUUUCUUCAUUAUCUCGUUCCCGUGUGGAGGACUAUGUAUUCCUCUAGAAGUCUAUCGCGAGAAUAAACGUUAGCAUUAUCUUUUUUUUUGAAUUUUUCAGAAAAGCACGACAUGGAGACACUGCGAUCCCGGGGCUUUCCACCUUGCGAUGGGCAAGCUAGCCCUCCCUCCACAAGGUGCAGCAGACGCUGCGCUCCUCCUCCCAUGGACGCGGCCCUUCAGUCAUGGCUGGGCAUCAUGGUGCCGCUAAGCUCAGAGGCCGCGGCCUCCGCUUGCGCACGCCCGUGCGGCAGUAGCCUGGCCUGGCCCUGCAAACUUAUCCGCAGAAGCAGCCCACCGUGGGAACCAAGCUCGACCCACUCGGAAAGCAGCCCCGUCGGCAAUCGUUGGGGCGAUCCUUGGGGGCAAGCGAUAUGAAACGCCAAGCCGAUCGAGGGGAAGCCGCGACGCCACUUCGCUCAAGAUCCAAGGAGGCGAGGAGCCGACGGAGAGCCGCAGACGCGCGAGCGGUUGAAGGGGUCAGCUGGAGGGGGUUUCUGAGGGGGGUCUUUGUUUUCAGGGGCCCCAUUUGGUAAGACUUCUGGCGCCCGGCAGAUAGGUGACAACGCUUCUGGCGCCCAACACUCUUCGCCGAAGCCCCAAAAAACCCUCUAAAUCUUCCGAACCUCGAGGGGCAAGCGCGUGACCGGUGGGCGCCUUUUCUGCUUGCUCGUUAUCGUCUUCUCUUUUUGGCGAGUGUUCGGAGGGGUCGGCGGAGGGGGACGGCGGACCACCUCCGGUUUCGUUUGGCUAGAGGACCAGAGCGGCCACAGCAGGAAGGGGGCGCCGAGUCGCUAGAAAUUGGAGAAGGUGGGGCGCCAGAGGUGGCGGAGCGGCCGCAAGCAGCAGAGCUGCGGGCCAUCCCCUGACACUCGGGCCCCAGAUUCGCGAGGGGACAGGGAAACACGCUACACGCAUGCGCGUCUGCCUUUGCUGGAAGCGCCUCCUGGAGAGCGCAGCACCACCCAGCAGCCAGAGCAGGACAGCAGCGUGUGCGGCGCCGCUCUCUUGUUGUCUGAGUCAUGGGAAGCGCAGCCCACCCACAGACGCGCCAAGAGGAAGCGGCGAAUGGUGGCGCCCCUCCAUUCUUAUGCCCACGCGAGCAGCGUCCCACCAAUGCCUGGAGUUUGUUAUCAAUCUCAAUCUGAAAAAAUCAAAAAAACGAUAAUGGGAGCACUUGUUCCUGCGAUGAAGUCUGUCAAGGGAAAUGGAGGAAGUCUAAGGGCCUAAGAAGUAGUACGCCACUCAAGCAGGGACAAAGAUUCUUUGUCGUACUUGUAGUUCCACCUUUUUAUAGACGUUGUACGUAGAAGAAGUUACUUAUUUGAACUUCCACGACCACCUACUUUAAACUUAAAGAAGCAUUACGAGGUAAUUUGUUCCACCCAAGAAGGAGCAGUGUACUUCUUGUUCCAGUUGUUCUAAGAUCGUGAUGACAAUUUUGCUGUAAUACCUUUGCGCCUGGUCUGGGCCUUCGCACAGCAGCUCAACUUUGUCCUAGACACGGAUUUAUUUGGCGCGCGCAUCAGAGUGGCAAUGGAUUCAGUGGUUACUUUUUUUAAGGGUUGUACUAGGUAGCCGUUGUAGUCCUGUUAGUUUCUAGAGUGAAGAAGAGAAUGAUUAUAACAAGUAGUCUAUAUCGAGUUGUUCAUGAACAAGGAGUUGUGCUAAAAAAAGAGGGUUAGUAAAUGCUCUCUCGUCUACGUAUUCUGACGGUUAAAUAGUCGUGCUUCUAGGGAGGUAAGGAGCAUGAAGAUGAUAGACUACAAAACCGCCUUGCUGCGUUCUCCCUGUUUUCUCCUCAGUGUUGAGACUUACUGACAACAAAGGAGCCCUGACGCACAAUCCUAAAACAUACAAUGCUAGUACGAGCUAGAAAGAGAAAAGAGAAAAAGUCAGUAGCAGCUAAACUCCCCGAAGCACACUGUAGCUGACUCGCCCCCUACUGAGAUAGAAAUAGAUGUUGAAGUCAAUUAAUUAUAUGGGAAAACUCACUCACUGUGGCAUAAGUGAUUCUUCAUCUGUGGCUAAUGCUGACACAACCUCACAGCCACGACCUCUAAAAAGAACAUGUUGCGCACCCGCCUUAGGGCUGGACAUAGAUGCAGAACCGUAGGGCUGAACGGCUUAGGGAUAAACGCUCUGCACCAUUUUCCUCCACUUUUUGGGCUGUUUCUUCCUAAGCCGUGAGAGAGGGGCUGACGGUGACGCGAGAGAGAAACGACACGACAGGACAGGAAUAGACGCCGCGCGAGUAAGAACCGUGCGUGGUCGGCCUUGCCUGUUCUGUCUGUUCAUUAGUACUCCGAGAGAGUUCCUCUAAGUAUCGUCUACGCCCAAAGCUCUGCCAGCGAUUUAGAGUGAAUCCCGUGAGAAAGUUUUAGAAUUCGGAAGAGCUUCGCACCUAGGCCGCACGCUUUUGCUUCGAACAUAAUGAGGGGCCGCACGCUUUGGCCCCUGGCACUAACAUAGACAGAAGCGUUCUGGGUGGGAGGCGCUGAGGAAUUUCACCGAUCUGCUGCCACUCGAACGAGAGUCCAGCGGCGGCGCCUUUUGUCCCCCCCUCCCCCUGUUCGUUGUCUGGAGAGUGGCAUGGACUUGGCCCCAAGCAACGAGAGCACUUGCUUGUUGCUGCGUUUUCUGUGUCAGAUAGUGCGCUGCGCUUCUCUCUUAUUCUGAAACCCGCGCCCCGACUGGCGUGCGCUUUUGUGACGCUGCGCGGAGACCUCUGCGAAUGCGCCUAGCGUGUUUCCGUCUCUCCUCAUGUCUGUGCCUUGAUCGAUCCCUUUGUCUCGCCGCGACGUCAAUGGACCGAAUCUUCCGACGCUGGCUCCUCAGUUGUGGUUUGUUAUCGGUCUCGCCUGUGCUUCGACGACAGCGUCUGUCAUGCGCUUGCCCUUCUCUGAUUUUUCGACGCUGAUCGGCCACGGCUAGAGGACAGGCUUUCGCUCUGCUUUAUUCUUGUCAAGUGUGAACAAGAAGGCAGAAAGUUAGCGACACUCUUCGGCCUAACUUGGUCUCGCGAAUAUUCUGGCCCCCUUGCUUUGUUUGGCUUCUUUGCCGUUAGUUUAGGCACAGUCAGACGCUGCUCCACAAUUGUCCGAACUCUGUGGCUUUUUCUGUAUUUCGAAUUAUUCAAGAAAACCUUCUGUUUUUAUGUUCGAGCCUGCUCCCGCUUAACGUUCAGAAAUAGGCUGGUCGGGGCAUUUAUUCUUAGCCUAGCGCUUAUGCCUAACGCUCUGCAUAUAUCAGCAUCAUGGCCAAGAAGAGAAGUCUGACUUCUAAUUUAAUAGCGCAGUAUUUCAAUAUACCAGUCGUAGUACACGGAUGGGGCUAUAUUGUCGUGCGGCCCUGGGGCGACCCACUGCGUUCUCCCUUCAACGCAGACCCGAGAAUUUAAGGCCAAGGCGUGAGUCAACCCUAAGCCUAGCCCUAGCCCUACCCUUCAGCCUUAAGCCCCUUAUGGUAUACAUAGUUUAGCUGCUUCAACAUUCACAUUCCCAGCGUGGGAAUUAUUUCUUUAGAAAGGGCUUUAGAAGCAAGAGGACAAAAUAAGGGCUUUAGAAGGGGAACAGAAACAAGUGUGAGAGAGAAGGGCCUUCUAGGGAUUUACGAACGAUGAAGGGCUUCUUACUUUUUGUAAUCACUUACCCUCGAGGACACUGCCCAGCCUUCUGUCCCUGUGUACUACAACUAGUUUCACCCGAGUGACUCACGCCGUGGCGCUCUGCGAGCCCUAAAGAAUGCUUGGUAUGCUACGACUCUUGCUCGGACCCGCGGGCCCAGAUGCAAAACCAGGCGCGGUGGCUAACGCAACAAGACCAUUGCCCGGAUUUCAAUUCGGUCAAACUUCUGGAGACUAA